Messenger RNA from Symbiodinium natans, 1512 nucleotides. The record is from the annotation of a GenBank genome assembly. Lineage: Eukaryota; Dinophyceae; Suessiales; Symbiodiniaceae.
AUGUCGUUUGUGGCUGGGCUUGUGACUGGCGUGGGACCAUCAGUGGACGCCAUCUACCCUUCUGAUCCGACAUAUGCAUCCCUUGGGCUGGACGGGCAAGUCACACCUUACCAGGUGCUCCUCUCACGUGUCAAUCGGCUGCUCUAUGGCAGCUUGACUUUGUCAGAGUCAGGAUCCGAGAAUGGCUCCGGCAGUGGAGAUGUAGGUUGCUUGGAGUUGAAUGGCAGCCCUUCGCCACAUGAGCCAAAGUAUGUGCAGAUCACGCCUCCUCCUGGCCUGAGCCGGGACAUCGGUCACGUGGCAAAGGUUUACCCAGUGGCACUCGGUCUUCCCUUCAUGAAGCAGCGCAACUUCCAGAACUUCAACUUUGCCAUCAUCUUCAAAGGCUAUGACCUGGAGAAGCAUGCCGCCUUCGAGCUUGUCCCUCGCAUAAUCGGCCGCAAUGGCGACAACAUGAAGAAAAUCUACAGAAUUGGGGUCGACGUACGCGUUCGUGGUCGCGGGAGUGGCUGGAAGGAAGUCAAGUCACCCCAUGGCAACUACGAAAGUGAUGAACCGCUCCAGUUGGCUGUUUCGUUCAAGGAGACAAUGGUGCUGUUGAAGGGCAUCGCGCAGCACUUCCACCGCUUCUGCGAGCAAAACGAUCUCGUCACCACGCCAGAAGACAAGGAAAAGAAGGACGCGAACAUGCAGUUCGAUCACUGUUCGCAAUGUCGACAGCAGGUGCGGGGCCUGCUGAUGACGUCCCAUGAACCGCAUUUUAACGGGUCCUUUCAGGGAUUCUUUACGGUCGGGACAAUGUACUCUCGCUGGUGGGAGAUGCGGCGUCUGGCGGGGACGGUGAUGGGAAGCAUCCAGGAUACCUCCAUCAUUGUCGCCACUUACAUCCAUGGCGAGGAGACCGCUGAGUUGCAGUGCGACCUGGUGCGGUACCUGAAUUUGUCCCUGAUCCUGCUCUACAUCCAGGCGAGGGAGAAGCACGGUAAGGCGGCCCUCUUCAGCCUGAACCAGCUGCAGGAGCUCGGCUUCGUGACCGCAGAGGAAGAAACCGUUUUGCGGACUCACGAAGGGGUCUCCUCGCUGCAUUCGGUGGCGUGCAUGUGGUUCCUCCAGCUUUGGCUGGAGGCCGUCCGGGACGGCCACGUGCCGGUGGAGGUGGCGGCGGUGGUGCACCAGUCUGUUCAGCAGAACAUCACCGAGCUGCGGGGUGCUGGAGCGGCCAUUUUCACCUUCCAGAACACGCCCCCGCCCAUUGGCUACUUCCGUGUGCUGUACAUGUUGCUGAAUCUGUCCCUUUUGAUCGCUCCUUUUGGCAUCUACGCAGCUCUGGAGAGCAAAGACGGCUCCCAGGUGCAUAGAUGGAUGGUAGUCCCGGUGGUUUUUGUCAUCGCCUUUUUCUUGCUCUCCUUCAUACGGAUGUGCUACGAGAUGUUUGACCCCUUCUCGGACGGCGCUGGGAGCCAUUUCCCGUUGAAGCACUACCUUGAGUCCACGUUGAGAUACUUGGAGUAA